UGGGAGUGACGCUUUGAGCUUUGUGCAGGGCGCGAUCCGGCUGUCGACGUCAGAUCACAUUCUUCCGCGUGAAAGCUUCAACCCGAAGAACCGUCCCAUUACCCCAUCCAAGAGAGGUCAACAGAUGUGCUAUCUGGGUCUGGCAGACUAGAAGAGCCUCACUCUCUCGCCGCAUGACGGCGGUUCUCACCGCUCAGCUUUCCCUCCACCACUAAAACUUUGCCUCUCUAGGUGAUAAACGAGUGCGAGAGGGGUGGGAGAUCUGGGCGAAUUGCGGCUGCCACCCUGCAAUGGGAGCCCAGAAACCCAUCUCCCUGCUGCUGUUUUUGCUUCUCAUCCUUCCUGCCGCGCAAUGCGGAGUCACAUAUGACCGCAAGGCCAUCAUAAUCAAUGGCCGGAGGAGGAUUCUCAUCUCUGGCUCCAUUCACUACCCCCGGAGCACACCAGAUAUGUGGGAAGGACUGGUGCAGAAGGCCAGGGAUGGAGGGCUGGAUGUGAUACAGACAUAUGUGUUCUGGAAUGGCCAUGAGCCUUCUCCUGGAAACUACAAUUUCGAGGGGAGAUAUGAUUUGGUGAGGUUUAUAAAGACAGCGCACAAGGUGGGAAUGUACGUCCAUCUUCGCAUCGGGCCUUACGUUUGUGGCGAGUGGAAUUUUGGAGGAUUUCCAGUUUGGUUGAAGUAUGUCCCAGGCAUCAGCUUCAGAACAGACAAUGAGCCGUUCAAGAUCGCGAUGCAAGGCUUCACCCAAAAGAUUGUGCAGAUGAUGAAGAGUGAAUCGCUUUUUGCGUCGCAGGGUGGCCCAAUUAUACUCUCACAGAUUGAGAAUGAGUAUGGACCAGAAAGUAAGGCAUUUGAUGCUGCUGGCCAUGCAUAUGUGAACUGGGCUGCUAAAAUGGCGGUUGGAUUGGGAACAGGUGUCCCCUGGGUGAUGUGCAAGGAGGAUGAUGCCCCAGAUCCAGUGAUAAAUGCAUGCAAUGGUUUCUAUUGUGAUGCUUUUACUCCCAACAAGCCUUACAAGCCUACAAUGUGGACAGAAGCUUGGAGUGGCUGGUUUACAGAGUUUGGGGGCACUGUUCGCCAGCGACCAGUUGAGGAUCUGGCAUUUGCAGUUGCACGCUUUCUACAAAAGGGUGGCUCCUUCAUCAAUUACUACAUGUACCAUGGAGGAACUAAUUUUGGCCGUACAGCUGGAGGUCCCUUUAUUUCAACCAGCUAUGAUUAUGAUGCUCCUAUUGAUGAAUUUGGGCUUAUCAGGGAACCAAAAUAUGGACAUCUGAGAGAGCUCCACAAGGCUAUUAAGUUAUGCGAAUCAGCUUUAGUUUCUGCUGAUCCAACUGUUACUUCUCUCGGAAGUUAUGAAGAGGCUCAUGUCUUCAGUUCUGAAUCAGGAGGUUGCGCAGCUUUCCUGGCAAACUACAACCCUAAUUCUUUUGCAAGAGUAAUUUUCAAUAACAUGCACUACAACCUGCCUCCCUGGUCAAUUAGCAUUCUUCCUGACUGCAGAAAUAUAGUGUUCAAUACUGCAAAAGUUGGCGUUCAGACAUCUCAAAUGCAAAUGUUGCCUGCUAACAGCCAGUCCCUUAUGUGGGAAACAUAUGAUGAGGAUGUUGCUUCAUUGGGAGAUAACUCACUGAUCACCAUAGCUGGCCUUUUAGAGCAGAUAAAUGUUACCAGGGAUGCCAGUGAUUACCUAUGGUACAUUACCAGUGUUGAUGUAAGUCCUGCUGAAGGAUUUCUACGGGGGGGUCAAUUUCCUGUUCUCACCGUACAGUCAGCUGGUCAUGCCCUGCAUGUCUUUGUUAAUGGUCAACUCUCAGGUUCUGCUUAUGGAAACAGAAAAAAUAGGAGAAUCACAUAUACCGGCAAUGUCAAUCUUCAUGCUGGAUCUAACAGAAUUGCGCUGCUAAGUGUUGCUGUCGGGCUGCCAAACGCAGGGGUGCAUUAUGAGUUGUGGAAUACUGGAGUCCUAGGUCCGGUGGUGUUACAUGGAGUUGAUGAAGGAAAAAGAGAUUUAACCUGGCAGAAAUGGUCAUAUCAGGUUGGCCUAAAAGGAGAAGCUAUGAAUCUAAACUCUCUAGAGGGCACUUCUUCAGUUGAAUGGAUAAAAGAGUCACUAGUAUCUCAAAGGCAGCAGCCAUUAACGUGGUAUAGGGCUUACUUUGAUGCUCCUGCUGGACAUGACCCACUGGGAUUGGAUAUGGGCAGUAUGGGAAAGGGUCAAGCUUGGAUAAAUGGACAAAGCAUUGGAAGAUACUGGACCUUAUUGGCGCCAAAUGGGGAUUGCAAAGGAUGCAACUAUGCAGGGACAUAUCGCAUUCCAAAGUGUCAAACUGGUUGUGGUCAACCAACCCAACUCUGGCGACAUAUGUGGAGUCACAAGGAAGCCUCAUUAUUGAAGACACAAAUUUGGUUGAUCAGCCAACUGUCAAAUAUUGAAGCUAAUUAUUGGAUGCUCAGGUAUCAUGUGCCAAGGUCCUGGUUACAGCCAACCAAAAAUCUUUUAGUAGUAUUCGAGGAACUUGGAGGCGAUGCAACAAAGAUUUCUCUUGUGAAGAAAUCUGUGUCCAGUGUUUGUGCUGACGUUUCUGAGUGGCAUCCCACGAUAAAGAGUUGGCACAUUCAGAGCUAUGGCCAGCCUGAGGAGUAUCAUAAGCCAAAAGUUCACCUGCGAUGUGCGUCAGGACAGUUGAUCUCAGCUAUCAAGUUUGCCAGCUUCGGCACGCCCUUGGGAACUUGUGGAAAUUUCCAGCAGGGAGCAUGCCACUCACCAAAUUCGCACACCACCUUGGAAAAGAAGUGCGUUGGGCAGCAGCGUUGUGCGGUCACAAUAUCCACCAACAAUUUCGGUGGGGAUCCAUGCCCCGAUGUGAUGAAACGAGUGGCUGUAGAAGCUGUAUGUUCGCCCACUGCUCUGCCAUCAUCUUGAGCUUGUGAGGUGAAGUGUAAUUGAGGGAAGGCUCUUUAAUUGGAUUCCCUCUCGUGCACACUGUACGUGAAAGGAGCAUAAUGGAUGGUAAUAGUUUGUGGUACGCGUGUACACACAUGGAAGGUGUUAGUUUGCGGAGUUAGGUGUAGAUGGGGUAAGAUAGUAGAAUUGAGUGCUUGUACUUGUUCCUAGGUAAAGAUGUCUCUCCAGUCCCUAGAAGUAUUAUCUGGUUUACCAACCUUUAUUCAGAAGUUGGUACCAGAAAGGAGAGGAAGAGGUUGCGAAAGGGGGAAAAAAGAAGAGAGAUGGUUUGCAUAUUUGUUUUAGUUAAUGUCCUUUUUUUCUUUCUUCCCUUAUCCAGUGGAAUAAAGUUGAUUCAUGAUGUAAGAAGGGUUAUU
Elaeis guineensis (African oil palm) is the source of this 3325-nucleotide messenger RNA. NCBI's taxonomy places the organism in Eukaryota, Viridiplantae, Streptophyta, Magnoliopsida, Arecales, Arecaceae. The record is from RefSeq and is a predicted model, not a curated record.